Molecule: messenger RNA, 9457 nt
Organism: Hyla sarda
Lineage: Eukaryota; Metazoa; Chordata; Amphibia; Anura; Hylidae
Gene: ADAMTSL1
Product: ADAMTS like 1
Exons: 30
Coding region: 187-5553 (1788 amino acids)
Biological process (GO): extracellular matrix organization
Cellular component (GO): extracellular matrix
Molecular function (GO): metalloendopeptidase activity
Source: RefSeq, a predicted model, not a curated record
AGUCUGUCAGCAGCCGGGAAGAGAGGAGCAGCUUGUAGGGAAUAAUGUGCUGCUGUAGUGCUGUCUACCUGUUCUAACCUACAAGUACAGGCACAACUUGUGAUGUUUACUUGACUGCACAUUUCAGCUACAGGACGUGGAGCUAAUACUUGUGGGCAUUGGGAACAAGAUGCAACAUAGGUCAGCAUGGCAUCACCAGGUGGACCACAUGCCAGGAUCAAGAUGACCCCAGUUAUCUUCUUGAUUAUCUCUUCACUGCUGUAUGCUCCAAGCCAAGUAUUUAGCGAUCAUGCACAGGGAGCGGUGUUUCUUCAUGAAUUUCCUCUAAUAAGAAGAGAAAAUCAUCAGGAUGAAUUUUUAGCUGAUCUGAUGAAUACACAUAAGAUUGAAGAUCCGAGCUCACGUACUGCUCGAUCGGAGGAAGACCGGGACACUUUAUGGGAUGCUUGGGGAUCAUGGAGUGAAUGCUCAAGGACAUGUGGUGGGGGAGCUUCAUAUUCUCUACGGAGAUGUCUUAGUAGCAAAAGCUGUGAAGGACGGAACAUACGAUACAGGACAUGCAGCAAUGUGGAUUGUCCAGCAGAAUCAGGAGAUUUCCGGGCACAGCAGUGUUCUGCUCAUAAUGAUGUCAAAUAUCAAGGACAGUAUAGAGAAUGGCUCCCAGUUCAUAAUGACCCCGAGAACCCAUGUUCAUUAAAAUGCCAAGCAAAAGGGACAUCUCUUAUUGUGGAACUUGCUCCUAAAGUUCUUGAUGGUACUCGCUGUUAUACGGAAUCCUUGGAUAUGUGCAUAAGUGGUUUAUGCCAGAUUGUUGGGUGUGACCAUCAGCUAGGAAGCACUGCAAAAGAGGACAAUUGUGGCGUUUGCAAUGGAGAGGGGUCAACAUGCCGGUUGGUUCGGGGACAGUACAAAUCACAGCUGUCUGCAAGUAAAUUGGAUGACACUGUGGUUGUUAUACCCUAUGGAAGUCGACACAUUAGGUUGGUUCUUAAGGGCCCCGAUCACUUGUACUUGGAAACUAAGACUCUGCAAGGUGUGAAAGGGGAGAACGGCCUCAGCAGCACUGGUUUAUUUCUUGUGGACAACACUACUGUGGAUUUUCAAAGGUUCCCCGACAAAGAAAUUCUUCGGAUAGCUGGUCCUCUUUCUGCUGACUUCUCUGUAAAGGUCCGCUAUGCUGGUGCUGCUGAUAGCGUGGUGCAGUUUAUCUUCUACCAGCCUAUCAUACAUCGCUGGAGAGAAACUGACUUUUUUCCAUGCUCGGCAUCCUGUGGAGGAGGAUACCAGCUGACAUCGGCUGAAUGUUAUGACAUGAGAAGUGGGCGAGUAGUGGCAGACCAGUAUUGUCAUUACUAUCCAGAAAAUGUAAAGCCCAAACCCAGGCUCCAGGAGUGUAACAUGGACCCAUGCUUAGCAAGUGAUGGCUACAAGCAAAUUAUGCCUUAUGAUCUCUAUCAUCCUCUACCCAGAUGGGAAAAUACACCCUGGACCGCUUGUUCCUCGUCUUGUGGUGGAGGGAUUCAAAGCCGAACAGUUUCUUGUGUGGAAGAAGACAUGCAAGGACAGAUAAGCUCUGUGGAAGAAUGGAAAUGUAUGUACACUCCUAAGAUGCCUCUAGUCCAACCAUGCAAUAUUUUUGAUUGUCCAAAGUGGUUGGCUCAAGAAUGGUCACCGUGCACUGUCACCUGUGGUCAUGGCUUGAGGUAUCGAGUAGUUCUUUGCAUUGAUCACAGAGGCAUCCAUACAGGAGGAUGCAGUCCAAAGACUAAACCUCACAUCAAGGAGGAAUGUACUGUACCCAUACCUUGCUUCAAGAUCAAAGAAAAACUACCCGUGGAAGCCAAGUUGCCAUGGUACAAGCAAGCACAGGAGUUGGAAGAGGCCACAGCUGUAUCCGAAGAACCUUCAUUCAUUCCCGAACCAUGGUCCCCGUGUAGUGUUUCCUGUGGAAUAGGCGUUCAACACAGAAGUGUGAAGUGCCAGGUGCUCUUGUCAUUUGCACAAACUGUUGCGGAUCUGCCAAUAGACGAGUGUGAGGGUCCACAACCAGUCACUCAAAGAACAUGUUAUAGUGGGUCCUGCAAUGGGGAAGCUGUUGAGUUUAACCCAGAUGAAGAAGAGCUGGAGAAUGGAGGUCUAAAGGAUAUUGAUGAACUCUAUGACUGGGAGUAUGAAGGCUUCUCAGAGUGCUCUGAAUCUUGUGGUGGAGGUAUGCAAGAAGCUGUAGUGGUUUGUUUGAACAAACAGACUAGAUCAACAGUAGUAGAAAGCCUGUGUGUGGCCAAUAGACGUCCUCCUCCGCUCUUAAAGUCAUGCAAUAUGGAGGCAUGCCCCCCAAGAUGGGAAGUUGGAAACUGGAGCUCCUGCAGCUUGACUUGUGGAGUGGGAUUACAAACCAGAGAUGUAUUUUGUUCACAUCUGUUGUCACGAGAGACAAAUGAAACUGUGGUCUUAGGAGAUGACUUCUGCAAACAACCUAAACCAACUCUGGUGCAGGCCUGCAACCGCUUUGACUGCCCACCGGCAUGGUACCCUGCAGAAUGGAAACCGUGCUCCCAGUCCUGCGGGGGAGGCAUACAUACUCGUGAUGUCCUCUGCAAACAAAGACUCUCUGAUGGCAGCAUCCUGGAACUGCCAGACACAUUCUGUUCAUCUACAAAGCCAAUACAACAAGAAAUGUGUGAAAAUGAAGAUUGCCCACCAGAGUGGUAUUUAACUGAGUGGUCUAAGUGCUCAGUGUCUUGUGGAGAAGGAACACAGAUCCAAAGCGCAGUUUGCAGGAAGAAAGUGAAGACUGGGGAAUAUGUUGUGGUGAAUUCAUCUAUAUGUGCUGGAUCAGUCCUUCAUCCGAUGGCUCGCCCUUGCCUGCUUGCGCCAUGCACUAGAUCAAGAAAUGGUCAGAAAACAAACCCCCAUAUUACAGGUUUGAGAAAAUUAUAUAUCCAGACAAGAAAGCAGAAGAAGUUGCAGUUUGUUGUUGGUGGAUAUGCUUACCUACUUGCAAAGACCACUCUUGUGCUUAAGUGCCCUGUGCGCCGAUUCCGUAAACCACAGAUUAUAUGGGAGAAGGACGGGAAACACUUGAUAAGCUCAGAGCACAUUACUGUUGCACCACAUGGAUAUAUAAAAAUUCACCACCUUAGAUCCUCAGACACUGGAGUGUACACAUGCAUGGCUGGGCCUAGCCAAGAACAUUUUGUUAUCAAGCUCAUAGGAGAGAGCAAUAAAAUUAUUUCUCAGGAUUCUAGAAUAAGAGAUGAUGAAAGUAUUAAGAAAAUAAGGAAAAACGAGGCUUACAAUCGCCCAGAAAAACAACAUACUGCAAAUCUGUCUAACAGAAGCAAAACUGAAAAGCAAAUUCAAGUCUCAGAUGCGAGUUGUCGCUAUGAUAAUAUAAUCGCAAGACUACUGGCCUUGAAACCUUGGGCAGAAUAUUAUGUGGAUCCAUCUGAUCCUCAAGAAUCCUUUGAAAGAAACAUCUCUUCAGAUGAAGACCAUGUUGUGGAGCAUUCUUUAGCAAACACUGUUGUCAUUGACAUUAAACGUGUAGAUGACAUCAUACAAUCUUUGUCUCAGCAACCUGUCGAACUCCAUGACAACAACAGCAGACACCUUUUAAACCAGUUGGCACAUGAGUUAGCACGGAACUAUGUAGAGAACCAUGAAGCGCCUGUCUUCAAGGCAGAGCAUAAACCGGUUAGUCCUGGAAGAUCAGAACAUUCAUUUUACAAACCCGUUUCUGGUUUCUCCAGUUCCUGGAGAUCAUCAUCACUGGAGUCAGAAGUAUUUGAACCUCAUGAAAUCCUUCCAGACCAUUCUCUCAGAAAACCAGUAAUUCUUAGAAAAAUAUCCGCAGCUCAGCAUUUUUCUGCUUCUGAAGUUGUAACUCAUAUUGGACAGACAGUGGCAUUGGCUAGCGGAACUCUCAGUGUGCUUCUGCAUUGUGAAGCUGGUGGAAACCCUAAACCAGUUAUUAGCUGGGCUAGGAAUGGAGAAGAAGUCAAAUAUAGUAACAGGAUCCUUCUUAAGCCAGACGAUUCCUUGGAGAUCUUAGAACCAGUUGAAGCUGAUGUUGGCUUCUACACCUGCAAUGCCACCAACUCUCUAGGCUCUGCCUCCGUGUCCAUUGCCAUUACCCUUGCAGGGAAACCAUUAAUAAAGACCUCCAGGACUGUGCUUAUCAAUAUGGAUGUGCCUUCCAUUGCUGUCGACGUGGGUAGUGUAGUGAAGACCAUUCAUGCAACAAAUGUUACCAUCCAUUGUCAAGUAGCAGGUCUUCCUGAGGCAGAUGUUACAUGGUACAGAAAUAACAGUCGAUUGCAUCAUGUGCCCCGCCACAGCGACACGUCUUUAUUCAUUGGAAAUAUCACCUAUUCCGAUCAGGGACAAUAUACUUGCAAAGCAGUCAAUAUACACGGGGAAGUUUCUGAAUCAACACAGCUUCAGAUUAUAGACCCCCCUCUGGAUACUUUUGGGACAGAACGAGUAGGAAUGCUUUUUGCUGAAAUUGGUCCAAAAACACCAUCCGUGCUGACUUCUUUGACCGGCAAUAAGCUGUUGGUGAACACUGGUGGAUCAGCAUUGAUAGGGUGUCCAGUGAAAGGUGAUUCUAUUCCCUAUAUCACUUGGAUUCAUGGAGGUCAACCAUUAAACACUGGAACAAAGCUAACAUAUGACAUUUUGGAAGGUGGACAGAUCCUUCAGCUAAUAAACCUAACAAUGGACCACCAGGGAGAAUAUAGUUGUGUUAUUCAGAGGAACCCAUCUGAUUCACUCACACAAAAAGCUUUUCUGUCACUUCAAGAUUACCAAUGGGCUUUGUUUGGUCACCUGCCAUGUACAACAUCCUGUGGUAAUAGGGGCAUUCAGCAUCCACAACUGAGGUGUGUUCUUGACAAGCAAGAGGUCAAUGUGUCACAUUGCCAGGAGAAGCCCAAACCACCAAUGAAUCCUAUUGCAUGUAACAGAAGGGAUUGUCCGCCAAGGUGGAUGGUUACAUCAUGGUCAACAUGUUCACAAAGCUGUGGAGGGGGUGUCCAAACCCGUCGGGUAACAUGUCAAAAGAUGACUGGCGGAGGUAUCUCGGUUCCAGUGUCAAAUGAUAUCUGUAUAUGGUCUGCAAAACGUCCUGUUGACAGUCAGAGCUGUAGCAGACAGCUGUGUGUAGAAUGGGCCACAUCAUCAUGGGGACAGUGUCAUGGACCAUGCAUUGGACCACGAACAGCUGUACAGCAUAGGCAGGUCUACUGUCAAACACGCGAUGGAGCCAUUGUGUCUCCAGAACAGUGCCAGGUCUUACCCAGGCCGCUCAGUACACAAAACUGCUUGGCAGACAUGUGCAGUGUACAGUGGAGAGUGUCUUCUUGGACCCUCUGCACAGCCACUUGCGGCAGUUAUGGAUUCCAAUCCAGGCGUGUUGAAUGUGUUCAUCAUCGAACUGGGAAGUCUGUUCAAGAUCAUAUGUGUUCCUGGAGACCCCGGCCCUCUAACUGGCAACGUUGCAAUAUAGCACCUUGUGAGAACGGUAUGAGCUGUAAGGGCUGGAUUUACUAAGUUGACUGCAGAGAUACAACCAGGUACUGUGAAAAAGUGAAACAGCUGAAACUUUGUCAGCUUGCACAGUUUAAAUCUCGCUGCUGUGGGACUUGUGGGAAAGCAUGACGACCCGUUCAGAAGCCUAACUUCCUUUUAGCUAGGGAAGGAGACAUGAAUAAGAACAGAGCUGAUCCACGAGCUUGUGAUGAUCCUGUGACUGUACUUACACGUGCACUGUUUGGCCUUUAAAAAGGAUCCGACAUGGUUGUCUUCUGUCGAAAGGCAAGGAUGUACCAGACUCAUCGACUAGGGAAAUGAGAUAAGGACACCAAUCACAAAUACUUAUGGUUGCAUCAUGGACCUUACUUACUGAGGAUGCUGCGACUUGCAUAAAGGAUUGCCAAGCAACAUAGGAACAAAGGGAUUAUGAUGGGACACAAAUAAUUUGGUGACAAAUGGACGUCUCUAGAUGUAUAUGUAUUGUUAUUUUUGUCAUUUUUUUUAUUCCAUUUUUUUUCUGUUGUGCUUUCUCUGCCACCCCACUAUGAAACACAGAGCACUGCACAAUGACGCACACUACAGGAACUAAAGCUGGGACCAAUCAUCUACUGGAUUAAAUAGAAGCAAACCUGAAAGACUAAGUUGCCUUAACAAUCAUAGGAAAAACAACAACAUUGCCUACUAGUGAGCCUGUUUCUGGCACAGAUGCAACUUUUAUGACAAGGGUUAUGGGCAUGACCCAUCAUUCAGUGACUUGUAAAGUUUAAAAAUGAUAUCUCCUCAGUACUAGGUAUAUGGAAUUUGUGACUACCAACGUAAAACGUAAAGCAGAGUCUGCUAUAUUUACAGGCACUUUAAGAGUGUGAUGCUUGAGAACGACAAACAAGGCAAAGAGAAAUGUGCAAAUAUAACAGAAUAGAAAAUGUCAGUGGGAAAGAAGAGAAUUAUUUAAGCUUUUAUUAGCACUUUGUUACUUGUACAUUUUGAUGCCUCUGGGCUAGAUUAUUUUAUUUUGUAAAUUCAUCAAGGGUUUUUCCACUAAACCUAAACUGUGAGUUGCAUUAAUGGCCACAUGUUGUGUUAGAACAAGACUGACCUCCAUAUUGGAUAGAGACAGACACGUAAGAAAAGAUGGUAGUAAGCAACCAGAGGAGUAUCAUGUCCCACAGGUUACUGACUUAGAGAAACACAAAGCAAGCAUAAUACAUAUAAUAAAAUAGAACACAAAAGGAGACAUCUAUCCCUCCAUUCAUACAAUAAUUGCCCUGUAAUCAAAUGUAGAAUUCAAUGUUUAAUAAGCACUUAACAUUCCCAACAUAUUUAGUUUUGGUUAGGAAAUAAGCCAGACAGAAAGCAUUCAUACAAAAUUCAUGCCAUGCAUAGAAAGACAUUUCACCUACUUUUGCUUUUAAAUUAUGGAAAAAAACACUGUGGUCAAAGAUCCCCCAGGUAAAAUAUAUAAACUCUGCAAAAAAAAAUUUCAUUGCUCCAGCACGGCCUCCAUAUUGUCUUCUACAGUUCCACUGUCCUGUGGCUCCAUGUUUUGUAUAUGGCAUGCAAUGACUCUACUGGCAAGUGGGACUCUAGAAGAAAUUCAGUUCAUCUACUCCUGUAGAUGUAAAUGCAGACUUAGGGCUUAUUCACAUGGGUAGAUUUUAUUACGAGUCAGCAGUGUGUUUUCCGCUGCGAGUUUGUAUGGGGGCAGGCUCAUCCACAGCACAUUUUUCAGUAGUGGAAUUUCCUUCUGGGGAAAAACCACUGAAGACCCCAUUGGCUUCAAAUGCAAAACCAACAUUGCUUUUUAAUGGCUUUUUUCUCUCCCUUAGACUUCUAUGGGGGAAAAAAAACAUUAAAGCCAUACCCUUAUCACCAAAGCCACAGCUACUUUCUGCUGGGAUACGGCCCCUUGUCAUUUCCAUUAUCUUCCUAAAAGACAGGUGCUAAUAAGAAAAGAACACUAAGGCUAUGUUCACACCUAGUUUUUGGAGUGUAUUUUGAGAUGUAAAACAUAUUUUUACACCUCAAACAAUGAUAUUCAAUAAAUUCAAUAGGAAAACACUUGACAAUUCACUUGUGGUUUCAUUUUUACAGUUUUAAUUGUGCCAGCCAUAAAAACAAGUGCAUGGUAUCUAUUUUGGAUAAUUUUAUGUUGUUUUUGGCAGUUGUUUUGCCUUUUUACACUUCGGAGCCCUUGAAAAUUGCAAACAAAGACCUGAUAUACAUAAGCUGCUAAAAAAAAGUACCAAGAAAAGCUGAGUUAAACAUAACUUUCAUAAAAAUUCUCCAAAUAGCAACAAAAAUGAUUAAAAAUGUAAGGCUCAUUUUGAGGCUUGUGUUUUUUGAGCCUCAAAAAACAUUGUGUGAACAUAGCCUAAAGUCUGGCAUGCUUGUUAGCACAACAUCUCUAUAGGGGUGCAUAGACCCCAAAAGCCCCUCAGCCACACAUGAAGACAUUAGUCAUAUAAAUAGACCUGGUAGAUGGUAGGCCCUGUUAUAGUGAUUUUACAUAAGAGUCCAGGAGCUUCAUGUUACCCCUUGACACAGAUUAGAAUACCUGACACUGACGACACAAAAAAUUCUGCAUCUAUCUUUGGUUAAUUUAGAAACCAUUUAAAGGGGUACUCCGCCCAUAGACUUCUUAUACCCUAGGGGAUAAGAUGUUUGAUCGCGGGGGUCUCUGCUGGGGACCCCCGCAAUCUCUCUUGCAGCACCCCGUCAUCAGCUGCAUGGAGCGAAGUUCGCUCCGUACGUGAUGAUUCCCGAUACAGGGGCAGGAGGAUUGUGACAUCAUGGCCCCGUCCCCUCAUGAUGUCCCGCCCCACCCCUCAAUGCAAGCCUAUGGGAGUGGGCGAAAUUGACGAACUUCGCUCCAUGCAGCUGAUGACGGGGGCUGCAGGAAAGAUUGCGUGGGUCCCCAGCGCCUGGACCCCCGUGAUCAGACAUCUUAUCCCCUAUCCAUUUGAUAGGGGAUAAGAUAUAUAGGGGCAGAAUACCUCUUUCAGGUAUAAUCCCUUUACUUUUUAUGCACCUCCAUAUUUUUAUUUAUUUUUUUCCAAAUUCCAGUUCUUCCACAAAAUGUCAUUAGAAUGUCGAUUGGAAUCAUGGUCUAGUCCAGUUACAGUCUCUGUGGUGCUGUUUCUGACAGUGACAGAGAUGCAUUGGAACGUAGCAAUGAAUAAAAACCUUAUUUAUGUCAUAAUGAUCCUUACAGGAAUACAAAUGUUAGCAUCUGAAACCACUGUAACAACUUACUAUACCCUUUUCCUAUUAUAAAUGCACAUGAUACGGCCACUUUGUAAAAGACGUUCUGUGCGCAAAAUGUUUGUUGCCAAGAUACAUUAUUAUUGAUAUCAAAUGUCUAUGUAUGUAUAGCUUUUGUUUGUAUUUAUUAGAAUUUCUUGUACAAAGAAAGUGCAAUAUUAAUAAUUGUACAUUGUUUUCCAGAUAAAAUUAUUUUUGGGACUUUUUAUGACUUGGUGUUACAUUCAUUGUGGUCAUUUCAUGUUUUUCUGAUAGCAAUGAAAUACCUGGCGAAUCAUAGCUAGGAAAGACCAAAGGGUGAAGAAAUAAGAGUACUUAGAGGAAGGGCCGCUCAGUAUGGAUGGAAUCCUUUAUAGCUAUUUUUAGUCUAUUUGUCUAAUGAAAAGCAGAACAGACCUCCUUGAGUGGACGAAACAUCUUCAUCUGUUGGUUAUUAGGGACGUCUCUCAUUAGCCCAGCAUGCAGAAGAAGAUGGUGGCUUUGAUAAAUCUGCCGUAGCAUAGAUGGGCCUGGCACGUGCUCAGAAAAAUUCUUUCAGUGUAUUUUUUCCUCAUGCCUAAAUGAUUGCAGUGCAACAGACUAUGGAAAAAUAUUAAUGUUGUAGAAAAAUAGGCAUAUCUAAUACAGCAUUGUGAUCUGAGCUACCAUUCAUGAGCCAAAA